Molecule: messenger RNA, 2106 nt
Organism: Cimex lectularius (bed bug)
Lineage: Eukaryota; Metazoa; Arthropoda; Insecta; Hemiptera; Cimicidae
Exons: 2
Coding region: 257-2080 (607 amino acids)
Source: RefSeq, a predicted model, not a curated record
CGGAUGACAAUAUUUUCUAAACUUAUCAAGUUCUAGUUGCUUAUUAAUUUAAUCAUAUGCUUACUUCAAAUUUUAAAAUGUAAAUAUUUUUUAUCAAGCAUGUGUUUCAAGGCCAAGUAAACAAGUUAUCCUGCGGUUAAAUUCUUGUAAAUACUUCUAUGAGCUCGUUUAAACAAAGGUUGUCAUGGCUCAAAUAAACCCCUUUUAUGAAGGUGAAUUUUAGGGAAAACCAGAGAAAAAACAAAAAUUCCCUAAAAUGAGUGCCAACAAUGUAUUAGAAAACAAAAUAUGUGCCCAAACAGAAAAAUCGUCAGUUCAAGAAAGCGUUAAUGGCGGCAUUACAAAUUCCCCUGUGACAGUUAGAAUAAAAUAUGGAAAUAAAAGCCUUGAAAAGGACAAAGAAGAAAAUGAAGAAUUUAAAAAUGAUGAUUUCCACCAACAUAUUACCUAUGGGCAGCCAAUCAACUGUAUACCUACAGUUACAUUUGAUUCCAUCAAUUCAUCGUCUGAUUUAAAACACUUAUCUACUUUACCACCAAUUAAUUCAGGCCUAGUAGUUGAUCCUGACCAAAUACUAAAUUCUUGUAACACAAUUGUUGAUGAACAUUGUAUUAAUUCUGGUUUAACAAGUGAUCCUGACCAUUUGUUUAAUUUUCAACAAGAUGAUGGUAACUUGACCAUUAAUCCUGGUUUGAUUACUGAUCAAGAUAAAAUUAAUAAAAACAGUAAAUCUGAAGAGAUACUGAAACAAAAUGAAGAAACAAGCAACCCAACAGACAAAUUCCUUCUGAUUGAACUUUCAGAAUUGGCUGAGAGUUCUGCACCAGCUGAAGAUAUAAUAGGGGAAAAAUCUAAUGACCAGAUAAAAUUAGACAACAAUGGAGAAUUUAUUCAUCAAGAGUCAUUUGACAGAGAUUCAGCAGGAUUAGACAAUGUUGAAGCUUUUAAUUGUAAUCAAAACUUGUGCAGGGAACAGCCGGAUAGCAACCAGGAGAUUGAAUCUGUUAAAGAUGCAGAUACUCAAAUCUGUGCACCAGCAAAAUAUGAUUAUCUAAGUAUGAUUAAUCAGGAGGUGUGCAGUCUUGUUAAUUCAAUCACAGAAGAAAAUUACAGAUCUAGUGAUGACGAUGAAGUUAUUGAUGAUAUUAAUUCAGAAUCGUCAACAGUAGACAAUUUGGAAUCUACUUUUAAAAAGCCUAUUAUUUUGGAAGAAAAUGAUGCACAGUGUAUUUUUGGUUGGACACUUCUUUCUCCAGGAUUGAUGGAAAUUAAAAUCAGUCCAGACUCGGAUGACUCAAAUGAUGUAAUAAGAAUAAGGCGAACAGCAUCGCUUCAAUGUCGCAUUGAAUCGGGGGAUAUUAAUAAAUUAAAUGCCUUCCGAGAAAAUAAUGAAAAAGCUGAAAACACUAAUGACUUUGGUGAGAUGGAAUAUGUAGAUUUCCUAGAGUAUUUAUCUCAAGUCACUAAUCGAAGUGCCAAUGAAAUGCAAGAGAAUGAUGACCAAAUUAAUCUUGUAUUCCAAACAGAAGAUGACAAAGAUACGGGUGAACUUUUUAAUUCUAAAAAGAGGGUAAUGCAAAACAUACAGCAAAUGCUUUCUACACAUUCGCAAAAUAAUACUUUAAUGGAAAACUCUGUUCAAUUACCAUCUGAGAAAAAAGGGGAAUGUGGUGUUGAUGUCAUAGAAGGUCCCCAAGAAAUGUCAUUUCCUACAGAAGAAGAUAAUGUAAUGUCUGUUAAAUUUCUAAUGCCAUCAGAUUCAGCUGAGCUACAACCUAAAACCAGAGAAGACGGUGAGGCAGCUUCUAUUUCAAAAAGUCCGGAUUUAAUAGAACUGGAAGAAGCCAAUCAAAAUCUUGCAAAAGAAAAAUCAUUAAUAUCAAUUCGUCAUCAGCAAUCUCUGGAACAGCAACACGAGCCUGUGGAACAAUCAAGAAACAAAAAAAAUGGAAUAAAAAAGAAAAACACAUUGUACAGAUGGUUGAAAUCAAAAAAAGACAUUCCCUCGACCAAUGGUAAUCCCUCAAAUACACCAAAUGAGGUUAAAAAAAAGAAAUCUUGGUUUCGAUUUUGGUUUUAAUCAUUAAAUUAUUCAAGUUCGUUUCA